GCAAACAGCCAUAGGCUCGUGCAGCUAACCUCAGUAGUAGCGCGCGCUCGUUCUGCCAUAGGCUUACAUAACAACACUUAUUACAUCAAAGCGUGCAAACGGGACAAAUAUUUCAGGUUUGUUGAACUUGAGCUCCCGGAUGAACCGGAAAGAGGUGAUGCUGCUCUGUGAAUGAGAGAGAAUAACGCGGGAGUAGUAACUCGGGGAUGUUUGGGAUGCAUCGCGUCGCGUGCCAGGACUGAAGCUUUGAUGCACAUCCACAGGCUCGUGUUUCGAUGAGUUUGGAGGCGAUCGCUCCUGCCUGAAUCAUUUACAGCAAAGAUAACCGGCUGGAUUAUCGACGAGCAAUAUGCUGUUAUUGGUUGGUUUUGUGUUGUCAACUUUUUGGCUAUGGGAAGCGUCGCUUUCUCGCGUUUACACCAAUCACUGGGCUGUUCGGAUCCCUGGAGGACCAGCAGAAGCUGAUUAUCUCGCCUCUAAAUAUGGCUUUACCAAUUUGGGUCAGAUCGGAGGACUGGAGCACCAUUACCAUUUCCAUCACAGCAGGGUGGUCCGCAGAUCCACCUUUGUCACCAGAGGCACUCACAUCUUCAUUCACAUGGACCCGAAGGUUGACUGGGCGCAGCAGCAGCUGGUGAAGACGAGAGUCAAACGCCACGCCAGGAGCGACCCGAACUACAUCCACUUCAACGAUCCCGAAUGGUCCAACAUGUGGUACAUUCACUGUAAUGAUAAAAACAGCCACUGCCGUUCAGAAAUGAAUAUCCUUGCUGCCUGGCAGAGAGGCUACACAGGUCGAAAUGUGGUCGUCACCAUCUUGGACGACGGUAUUGAGAGAAACCAUCCAGAUCUGGUGCAGAAUUAUGACCAGCUGGCGAGCUACGAUGUGAACGGAAACGACUACGACCCAACGCCACGAUACGACUUCAGCAAUGAGAACAAGCACGGGACACGAUGCGCAGGUGAAGUCGCUGCUGUGGCCAACAACUCGCACUGCAUUGUGGGUAUAGCCUACAACGCCCGCAUAGGAGGUGUCCGAAUGCUUGAUGGAGACGUGACUGAUGUGGUAGAGGCCAAGUCUCUGGGAAUAAGGCCAGACUACAUCGACAUUUACAGUGCCAGCUGGGGCCCGGACGAUGACGGGAAGACCGUGGACGGGCCGGGGCCUCUGGCCAAACAAGCCUUUGAGCUGGGAAUUAAAAAGGGCCGGAAGGGUCUGGGCUCCAUCUUUGUUUGGGCGUCUGGUAACGGGGGCCGACAGGGCGAUCACUGCUCCUGCGACGGCUACACCAACAGCAUCUACACCAUCUCCGUCAGCAGCAGCACUGAAAACGGCAACAAGCCCUGGUACCUGGAGGUGUGUUCCUCCACCCUCGCCACCACGUACAGCAGCGGAGAGGUCUACGACCGCAAAAUAGUGACCACGGAUCUGCGUCAGAGAUGUACAGAAGGACACACAGGCACCUCCGUGUCUGCACCGAUGGUGGCGGGUGUCAUCGCUCUCGCUCUGGAGGCAAAUCCUCUGAUAACAUGGAGAGAUGUCCAGCAUCUCCUCGUGAAGACGUCAAGACAAGCUCAUCUGAAAGCCAGUGACUGGAAAACUAAUGCAGCCGGACACAAAGUCAGUCAUCUGUAUGGCUUUGGUUUGGUGGAUGCUGAGGCCAUGGUGGUGGAAGCCAAGAAUUGGAGAAACGUUCCUCCUCAGCACACCUGCAGCAAAACCUCUGACCGCAGAACCCGGUAUAUUCGAGCAGAUCAGAAGCUGAACGCCAGCAUCUCGAGCAGCGGCUGCAGCGAUCAGCCGGAUCAGCGGGUGGUGUUUCUGGAGCACGUGGUGGUGCGCGUCCUCAUCAUCCACCCGCGCAGAGGAGACCUGGAGAUCAGCCUCGUAUCCCCAUCAGGGACGCGAUCAACGCUGCUGGCUCAGAGAUUGUUUGAUAACUCCCACGAGGGCUUCAGGAACUGGGAGUUCAUGACGGUUCACUGCUGGGGGGAGAGAGCGGAGGGCACGUGGACGCUGGAGGUCUCAGACUCUCCGUCUCAGCGGCGUAACCCUGAGGUGUUGGGUAAGCUGAAGGAGUGGACACUCACCCUUCACGGCACGGCUGAGCACCCCUACCAAUCCCAGAGUCCCCAGCACUCGAGCACAGCAGGCAAGGAGCUGAAAAACACAGGAGCCCCUGAGCAUGAAGACGAGGAAGAGGAGGAAUAUAAUGGUCCAUGUCAUCCUGAAUGUGGAGACCAGCGCUGCGACGGGCCGGACGCCGAUCACUGCCUCAACUGCAUUCACUUCAGUCUGGGCAGCCUCAAGACCGGCAGGACGUGUGUUAGUCACUGUCCUCUGGGUUAUUUUGAGGACGGAGAGGCCCGCAGAUGUCGCCGUUGUCACCGCGGCUGUGAGAAGUGUGUGGCUCGCGGGCCGAACGAGUGCCGGUCCUGCCGGAGAGGGCUUUACUUCUACUCGAAGGAGAGCACCUGUGUGGAGACAUGUCCCGCCGGCUGCUUCCCCGACGACGGCCAGAGAUGUUGUCUGAAGUGUCACGAGAACUGUUUGAAAUGCUUGCGAGAUGCAGACAGAUGCACGGCCUGUAAAGAUGGCUUCAGUCUGGCAGGAAUGACCUGUGUUCCAGAAUGUGCCAAUGGAACGUUUUUUAACCUGGAAGAAAUGAAGUGCAGCCCCUGCCAUGUCUCCUGCUCUACAUGCACAGGUCCAGGACUGGAGGAGUGUAUUCAGUGUGCACCAGACUAUCUACAGCAGGAGUGGAGGUGCGUCCGAACCUGUGCUCCUGGAUACUACAGAGGAGAGGCGGCGGGAUUCACACAGAGGAUGUGCCGCAAGUGUGAGGAGCACUGUUUGAGCUGUCAGGGUCCUGGAGCGAGCUGCACACAGUGUAAGGACGGAUACAGCCUCGUCAGCCGGACCUGUGUCAUGAACGCCACCUGUAACAACGCGGAUGAAGUAUUCUGCGAGAUGGUCAAGUCGAACCGACUGUGUGAGAAGAAGCUCUUCCAUCAGUUCUGCUGCCAGACGUGUUCGAUGACGGCUGGAUGACAGCAAGGAAAGAGACUAAUGGACUGACCUACUAUUUCUUUGGUUGUGUUAUCUAAUGUACAUUUUAAACUAGUUAUACUGUGAUUAUUAAAGGAAUAGUUUAGCCAAUAAUGAAAAUUUGCACAGAAUGAACAGUGCUCUCUUCCACCCUGAAUGCCCACAGCUGAAGUGCCCUUGAGCAAGGCACUGAACCCCCAGUUGCUCCCCAGGUGCUGGAUAUAUAGCUCUCCACUGCUCCGGGUGUGUGUUCACGGUGUGUUCACUUCUCACUGCUGUGUGUGUGCACUUGGAUGGGUUAAAUGCAGAGCACCAAUGCUGAGUAUGGGUUACCAUACUUCGCAAAUGUCAAGACUUUGACUUUUUUUUCAUCAGAACAGAUUUGGAGACAUUGCAUCACUUGCUCACCAGUGGAUCCUCUGCAGUGGAUGGGUGCCGUCAGAAAUGAGAGUCCAUACAGCUGAUAAAAACAUCACAAUAAUCCAUGAGUAUUCCACACCACUCCAGUCCAUCAGUAAACAUCUAGUGAAGCGAAAAGCUGCAUGUUUCUUAGAAACAAAUCCAUCAUUAAGGAGUUUUAACUUUAAAACAUCACUUCCUGCUAAAAUAUGAGUCGUCUAUCCGUAAUCUUGCUUUUCAGGAGAUGUUUUUUUUACUGGAGGAAACGUUAUUAUGGAUCAUGGACUCAUGUUUUGACCAGAAAUUAUUGCUAAAAUCAUCUUGAUGGAUUUUUUUUUCAGUUUUUCAGUGUUUCUCUUCACAAGAUGCUAAUUGAUUAUUAUGUGGAUUGUGAUGUAUUUAUCAGCUGUUUGGACUCUCAUUCUGACGGUACCCAUUCACUGCAGAGGAUCCACUGGUGAGCAACUGAUGCAAUGCUACUUUUCUCCAAAUCUGUUUUGAUGAAGAAACAAACUCAUCUACAUCUUGGAUGACCUGUGGUUGAGUGCAUUUUCAGCUAAUAUUUGUUUUUAGGUGAACUCUUCCUUUAAUGAAAUACAUAAUACUCCUCAUUUCAAGAAACCCGGUUUGAUUUCAACAAGAUAUAUUUUUUUUAAACAUGCAGUACAUGUAUAAAUUGCUUCCUUUUUUUUUUAUUCAACGACAUCACUCUGAAUUAUGAUAUAAUUGUAUAUGAGAGAUGCCGUUCUCAUAAAUGAUCAUGUGAUUUCCAGUGAAAAUGAUUACGUUGGUGAAUGCCAGAUAACGUUUGGAGUGAAACUGCAAUGUUAAGAGAGACAUAAAGCUUUUAAAUCACAAGAAGGAUCGAGAACAAUGACACUGUACAUUUUAAACUACGCAUCUAAUGGUAUUUUAAAUAUCUGAAGGUGGAAUAUCUCCAUCAAAGGUCUGAAAUAUAAACCUUUCCUUGAUGAAAA
Carassius gibelio (silver crucian carp) is the source of this 4425-nucleotide messenger RNA. Its product is annotated as proprotein convertase subtilisin/kexin type 6-like. Gene Ontology annotation, biological process: peptide hormone processing. The record is from RefSeq and is a predicted model, not a curated record. Gene Ontology annotation, molecular function: serine-type endopeptidase activity. NCBI's taxonomy places the organism in Eukaryota, Metazoa, Chordata, Actinopteri, Cypriniformes, Cyprinidae. The transcript is spliced from 21 exons. The coding region runs from base 350 to 3052 and encodes 900 amino acids. Gene Ontology annotation, cellular component: membrane; cell surface.